UUAAAGCUGCCACCUUGGCGAAUCUCAGCGGCGAAAAGACACGCGUCUGAGAUCUUUAAUUUCUCUUUGUUCAUAUUGCCUUCGACAAAUUAAUCUUUUGGGGCUUGUUUCCUUAGUUUUACAUGACAUCUAAGGUUUAGGGUCUCUGGCUCGGAUAAAUUUCUGGCUGGGUGAUUCUUUCGUGUCCGGGUGUUCGAGGCCGACUUAUAUUAUCGUACCGUCUGUUGCGUCUUUAGCUGUAUCUCGCAGAUCGACGUACUCGACUGUUCAGUUAUUUUCGAUGAUUUUCCGCUUUUCGCAGUGCAACUCGUGAACUUUACGUACGACUAGGUCGAUUUGACAAAGGUACUUUCUUUGUUCGGUCGAUGCUCCCAAGUGAAUUUACGCACGUCUCUGGCGUAUCGGAUUUAAUAAGGUCUCAACAAUGUACAGUUUCUGCGCUGCUGCUGCGUUUUUCUAUUUUUAAAGAGGGUUUUAGAAUCUUCGUGUCGUAUAUUUUGGAACUGCACGAGAAUUGUUUUCGAGUGUCGAGUCGUUAAUUGCAUCUAACAACAUGACGGAUUCUCUGAAAUUUGGUCCAGAAUGGUUACGCAAUUUAGCAGGAGAUGGCUGCAAUGUUGGUGGAGGAGGUGGUGGUAGUCUCACAACUCCUCGGUAUCAGCUAGCCGAACAUAGAUACGGUCGAGAAGAGAUGCUUGCUCUAUUUGACCGUAAUUUUAAAGCCCCAGACCCAUUGACAAGUUUUACAGGGCUGUAUGUCCCAAAAACUCAGUUACCUUUGGCACUUAUAAACAUGACAGAAGAUGAGACACGUUUAUGGAGUGGUGGAGUGACAGCAAGCGUUAGUCGUGGCAGGGGUGGCAGUGUUGAUCGAGGAGGGCGAACAAGAGGUGCAAGACCAGGAGCCCAUUAUCGGGGUGGAUUUGAUGACAUAGGAGAUGGACCACGAGUGGAAACACAACCAUUUCCUAUGCGUACUAGAGCAUUUGAUAGACCUCAAACUGAGCGGGGUUGGUCAGAGCGUAAUGGGGUGGUAGAUUCAGCAGAAUGGAAUGGCUCCACUAGUCCCAGAAAAGAAUUAAGUAGAAGCGCUAGCGGUGGUGCUUUUAUGGAAAGCAAUUGGAGACGUCAUCGGACUGGUGGAGAGGAAGACGACGGUUGGAGAACGAAUGUCAAAGGCGAAAAAUGGGUUAAAGGCAGUUGGCGCGACAGUGAUAAAGACAGGGAGCGUGGCGAUAUAGAUGAGGAUGUUAAACGGGUCGAACGAUGGGAUCAUAAAGGCAGUAAUAGAGCAUUCGACCCACAUCCACCUCCACUGCGGCGAAGCCGUUCAAACCAUCAUGAUAAUCAUGACAAUUUACCAGAAUGGGCAAUGGACAGUAUGAAUGAAAUCGGUGGCAGUUUCGACGCAUCGGGUGCGUUUCAUGGUUUACAUUCGGAUGACGAAGAUGAACACGGUGAAAGACCACCUAUUGCAAGAAGGCGAGUGCGUCGGGUAUCCGAAGGUAACGCACCCAAUUCGAAUAAACCUGGUGGUCUAAAGACGUCGGCGAAUAUACGCAAAAUUGAAAGACCUUUAAAUGGAGAGCGACCAAAGUCCAUGCACGAGGUCAAGAAUCAACAGAUGGUGGACAAUGAUCGAAGACGUAGUUUGUCGCCAAUCAGUUCACCUCCAAUUCCCAGUAGCCCUGCCAGCAAGAAACCGCCUACUAAUGCACAGAUUGUUUCGCAGCAGCUAGUUAAUGCCGAUGCCAAGAAGAAAGAGAAGGAGAAGAAGCUGGAGAAGCUUAAAGAAACCAUUGCGUUGGCUGGCGCUACUGCUUCGAAGCUUAAACCAAAAGCUGACGAUAGCUUAAAGAAAUUCGAAGAAACGAAAUCUAAAACAGCAGAGCAGCAGCAGCAGCAGCGUAACAGCAGCAAGCUCGUUGGAAAAUCGGAUGAGGAAAGAGUCACUCAGCAGCAGCAGCAGCAGCAGCAGCAUCAGCAGCAGCAACAGCAGCAACAACAGCAGCAGCAGCAGCAGCAGCAUCAUCAUCAUCAUCAGCAGCAGCAGCAGCAGCAACAGCAACAGCAACAGCAGCAGCAGCAGCAACAGCAACAGCAACAGCAGCAGCAGCAGCAGCAGCAGCAGACGGAACAAUCGAAAACGCCAACACCAAUUCCAAUUCAAUCUCCUCAACUCGCGCCACCAUCUCGGCAACCAGUUCCAAUGAAUACAAUGGCAUCGUCAAACAUGUUGGACGACGACAAGCAAACAGAUAAUUUGGAUAGACUUGAGGAGGAGGUAGCCAAGUUAAUCGAUUUAAAGGAUGAGAAACCUCCGUCAAGUGUGAUGUCGUCGGUGGCUACUGCGGUGAAUGAUCCGGCGAUCGUAUCGGUUACUCAAUCGUCAGCAAUUAUAGAGGAAAAGUGGUUUUAUCGAGAUCCUCAAGGCGAGGUGCAGGGUCCUUUCUUAGCGAGCGAGAUGGCUGAAUGGCACAAACAAGGUUACUUUGCGCCGAAUUUGCUCGUCAGGAGGACUUGCGACGAAAGAUAUACUACGCUUGGUGACCUGGUCGCUCUGUGUGGUACUGUGCCUUUCAAGCCUGGUACCAACUUCCCACCACUGAAGCUGACAGACACGCCUCUAGCCUCGGUGAUACCGGGCGCAGUGCCAGCAGGCUUACCACCCGUUAAUCCAGGUCUGCCGAAGCCGGGCAUGGAAGACCUGCUUUAUCAGUAUCAGUACAGAAUGAUUCAGAAUCAGAUGUACGCCAAACAGUUGCGAGCUAACGCGAUUGCGAAACUUUCGCAGUCGGAACAAUGGACCUCGUUGACGCAGAUGGAACAAAACCAAUUGAUUCAACACCACAUGCGCUCCAUUGAUCCCGAUUUCACCGAUGUACCUCAUCCUCCAGCGAUGUCAUUCAUACCAACGUUGCCCCAGCAACCACCACCACCACCCCCACCUGCUCCACCGUCCAGUUCUGUUCUACAAUUGUUCCCUCAACUGCACCAGCAGAUUCCCAAGACUCAAGCCGAGACUGUAGCACCGAUUGAAUCCAUCCAACAGCUUAUGCAUCAAAUGAGCGGUAUGAGGAAUUUGCCACCAAUGCCUCAGCCAAGUAUUCCCCAACCACCCCAGGAGGACAAUCCGAUAAAGUCGUGGCUGAGACAGAUGGGUGUAAAUACCAAUGGUCACGUGCCACCUCAGCCACCGACACCACAGCCGCAAAUGGAAUCAGUUUGGCACCAACAACCACCGCCGCCACAUUUGUCUGCUUUCAACGCUCAGAACUGGAUGUCGCAGGUCGGUGUUAUUCAGCCUACCAUGCCUCCCGGACAGAUACCCGGCUCACUAUGGGAUAUACAUAAAGAGAUGAAGACUGAGCAACAAAUAUUGGAAGAGCAAAAUAUGAAGAUGCUAGAAGAAAAAAAGAAAGAAGAGUUACGCAAAAAAGAAGAACUGGAACGACAGCAAGUCGAGCAGGAACGUGCUAAACGACUGCAAGAGGAGGAAUUGGCGAGACUAAAAGCUGAGGAGAUAAACAAGCGCGAAGAAAUUGAACGAAAAAAGCGCGAGGAAGAGAAGAGACGUCGAGAAGAAGAAAAGCUCAAGCAAGAAGAAGAACAGAGGAAAAUUGAAGAAAAACGUCGUAAGGAAGAGGAAAAGAGACGCGAGGAGAAGAGAAAGCACGAUGAAGAGAUGAACAGGAAGAAACAAGAGGAGGAAAAGAAGAAACGUGAUGAGUUGAAAAGACAAGAAGAAAAGCUUAGAAAGGAAGAGGAGAAGCGUAGAAAGGUGGAAGAAGAACACAGAAGACAGGAAGAAGAACGACUUAGAAAAGAGGAAGAGGCACGAAAAAAAGCCGAAGCUGAAGAGCAAGCGAAAAAAGCUGAGCAGAGACGGCGAGAAGCGGAAGCUCUUCGAAAGCUGCAAGAGCGUAGUAAAGCUCCAUGGGCUCAAGCGCCACCUCCUGCUCCUCCAACUGCCCAAGCAUCUCUUGCUGAAAUUCAAAGGCUUGAAAGAGAAAAAAAGGCUGAGGAGCUGCGGCUUCAACAGUUGCUCCAGCAACAACAAUUAGCUCAACAGAAAGCAGCGGAAGCAGCACAGGAGGCACUGACUGACUCAGCUAAACGUCUGCAAUUCAAAUGGGCUGAAAAAGUUGCACCGGUCAACGCAGUCAACCAAGUGAAAAGCCUUGCUCAAAUUCAAGCUGAGGAACAAGAACGCGUUGCUAAACUCAAACAACAAGAAAGAGAAAAGCAAGAGAAAGAAAAAGCAAUCCAAAAAGAAGCUGCUGUGCCUGUGCAAAACAUCAGCAUUUGGGGAGCAGCGUCGCAGAGUCUAAGUUGGACGAGUACUUCUAGCAAGAGCGCAGCUGGAUUUUGGGAUGACUUAACUCCGAAAGUUAAUCCUGGCGUUCCCAAAUUUGCUCCUGUUUCGAAACCUGUUUCGAAGCCACAAGCUGCACCAGUACCAAGAAUAAUUGUCCAGCAACAGCAGCAACAUCUAUUGCAGCAACAACAGCAGCAGCAACAGCAGCAGCAACAGAAUAACAAAAUGACAAAGAACAAAAAUAAGAAGGAAGAGGAGUUGGUGAAGAAGCUUUUUGAACAGAACACUGCCAAGACUGAUGAUUUUACCCAAUGGUGUAACAAGGCUUUAACUGGUCUUCAAGUCUCAGUAGAUAUACCUACAUUCAUUGGUUUCUUACGUGAUAUUGAAGCGGCAUACGAAGUUAAGGAAUACGUUCGUAUGUACCUGGGUGAUGGCAAACAAUGCUCUGAAUUUGCAAAGCAAUUUUUAGAAAAGCGAAGUAAAUGGAGAUCUGCUCAGCGUCCACAACAUGAGGCAGAUGAUCUGUGUAUACCUGCUCCUGCUGUCAAUCCUAAUACUUCUACCGAGUUUCAAGAAGUCAAGAACAAAUCCAAGAAACCGAAGAAGGGAAAAAUGUCCAAAGUCGACAGCAAGAUGCUUGGUUUCAGCGUUAUGUCGGCUCCGGAUCGCAUAAACGUUGGAGAUCGUGAUUAUGUGGAAGGCGUGUAAAUGAGUACAUAAUUAGAUCUCAAAUAUUAAUUUCAAUGAAAGGCUCCCCUUCAUGAUUAUCAUUUUGUCCUAAAAAAAAGAAAAUUUUUAUAUGCUUUUUAUUUUUCUCAAGUCCUAAAACUAAGAUAAAAUUUAGUAAGUUUCUCGACAAGGAUACUCCCGUCACCAUAAAGAUUUUCUAUGAAAAUAUUGUACGGAGACUCCCAAAUCUAUUGUUGGAUUUACUAUGAAAUGUCGAGGACUUUGCGAACACUGUGGACUUUUUGAUUCUUUCUUUUCAGACGAAAUGAGAAAAACAAAGUGAAGGUACAUGCAUAUGCACAUUGAUUAACUAUUGACCAUGUGAAAGAGCGUCGAUGAAAGAAAGUAUAUUUCUAGUGGAUAUAUAAAACUAUUUUCCUAAUUCUUUGUAAAAAAUAAAAUUUCUGUAAAUUAUUUUCCAUGCAUCUCGCGGAAGUACUUGAACUAAAAUAAGUUCUAUAAACGUACUUUCAAAGUAUUCCAAUUACUAUAAUAACAAAUUCAACAGCAGAAACUUACACAAACAAUAGUUACUGUAAAAAUUCACUUCGAAUACUAAAAUAGAAUGGCUUUUUUAGUAUCCUUGACCAUUAAAAGGAUGUUGUAUUAUAUCCUGACCUGUAAAUUUCGUAGAAUCAAUUAAUUUGAAGUUUACAUUGAAUUUCACAUCAUGUUUUAAAAUACAUUCUUGAAGUUAGAUAACUUCUAUAAUUGUAUAAACUGCAAAUUAUUGAUGUAUAGUGGUUUCUACGAUGAGUGACUUUGAUCCGACAUCCUCUUAAACUUAUAAAUUGAAUAGAAACAUUUCUCAAAGUGUCAAAAACUAUAAAACAAUUUCUAAGAAUAAUUCAAGCUCAUAUUUCUGUUAAAGAAAAUGGGCAUUUUGAUCUAGAUUUAACUUAAUUUAACGUAAGUCGAUAAAAGUCUAUACAAUUAAUGAAGUAAGUUGUAUUACCGCUUUGAAAGAUGUUUUUGAAAGAGCAUUUUGAUAAAAUUUCAAGAGUAAAGUGCUCCUAAUCUUGAGUACCAAACCCUUUCAUAUUCAUACCUAUAUGAUCAAUUUCUAUCUUGUAAGAUUCUUAUCGAUUAUAUACAAUCUUUAAAUUUUGCAUAGACUAAUUGCAUUUUGUUACUUGAUAAUUGAUAUUACAAGUAACAAUUGUCACUUUGCUCUCACUGCAAAUACGUAAAUUGAAUUAAAUCGCUCUUUCAUAGUAUUAAUAUCCACAUUAACACAUCAAAUUAUUAAACGCUAUUUCAUUUUUUGACAAAUGAAACAUGGUCAUGUGCAUGUCCCUAUAAAAUCUUAUUUGCUACGAUCAUUACGUGUACAUGAGCUGUAAGAUGCCGUUUACUAGCGUGAAUGCGAUGGAUAAAUCAUUCUGCGUAAAUUAAUUUUUUAUCACUGUGACUUGUAAAUAUGCCGAUAAGUUAAAAUUCGACCUAUUAAUAAGUCGACCAAAUCAGUUUUUAUGGUAAGUGAAAGAGAAGUUUAAAGCGAGCUUCAAACGAAACCCGAUGAUUUAUGGUGGAUUACAAAAUUAUCCAACAUCGACUUUCGUAAUGAUCCCGUUCGCUUGUAAUGUUGUAAAGUUUGUUAAACCAAAGAUUAUUGAUUUUUCUUGGAGCAUUUUAUUAGGAAAAAUCAAUGAUCUUUAGCUAAAGAAUAUUUAUGUAUAAAAAACAAAUGUACAAUAAUACAGUGAUGAAACCGACAAGAAUGAAUAAUGAUUGAUAUUGUAUCAAUAUUAUCUUUAUUAUUUUAAAUAAAUAUUAUUACUGAAUGUAACUUACAACAUGGCAGAAUAAACAUUAUAUUUUCGA
Messenger RNA from Phymastichus coffea, 6874 nucleotides. It is a transcript of the gene Gyf, whose product is annotated as GRB10-interacting GYF protein 2. The transcript has 16 exons. NCBI's taxonomy places the organism in Eukaryota, Metazoa, Arthropoda, Insecta, Hymenoptera, Eulophidae. Bases 554 to 5029 code for a protein of 1491 amino acids. Gene Ontology annotation, molecular function: protein binding. The record is from RefSeq and is a predicted model, not a curated record.